Acytostelium subglobosum LB1 is the source of this 978-nucleotide messenger RNA. RefSeq lists its product as hypothetical. The coding region runs from base 1 to 978 and encodes 325 amino acids. The transcript is spliced from 2 exons. Lineage: Eukaryota; Evosea; Eumycetozoa; Acytosteliales; Acytosteliaceae. The record is from RefSeq and is a predicted model, not a curated record.
AUGACACUAUUUGAGCGAUUUAUCCAAUUCAAGCUCAUAAACCGACAACUUAUCACUGACCAACAGGCCACGGAAGCACUUAACAAGUCCAAAGAGGAUGCCUGGAGAAUGAUUGCAUUGUCAUAUGACAACAGAGACAGCGUGGACACAUGUGAUGACAAGUUCCGAUUGGAGAUGAUCAAGUUCCUACUCUUUAUAAACCAUCAGUAUGACAAUGCGUACAAGAUCAUUAUUCGGAUGUUGAACGAUUACCUGUCAAGUGGAGAUCUGGCACUCAUUCCAUUCUUGGCAUCCGUUAAAUAUCAUGAUGUUUCAUUGAUCUGCUGCAUAGUCGAGCAUGGCACUCUGGCCCAAGCCCAACUACUAGUUCAAUUUAUGGCAUCCAAACCAGAGCUUGAGUCUUUGUUCCAAGACCUCGGCAAUUACCGCAAAAGUGAUAAUCUACUCAACCCUGUGUUCAUGACAUCACACAACAGCUCACUCAAACUGGAAGUGCUCAUGAUGUUCAACGAUCACAAUAUUCAGUUAGACAAAGCACCCAAUGGUCAAUCGAUAUUCGAAGGCUCGAUGGACAUGCUCGAAUUCCUGGUGUCCGACCGCAACAAGAUCGUCAAGUUCACACCAUUGUUCAUUGAUGUCAAACACUUGGAGUAUGUUCUCGACAAGUCACCAUUAUUGAUCAAUCACAAUCUACAAAUUCAACUUGCUGUGAUGCUUCACCAACAUGACAUUGUCCAACUCAUCUAUGGACUCAGGCAAUUUGACAGUAGUGAAUACUUGUUUGAGCUGACAAUGGAUGGGCGUCCAGAUUAUGACAUGUUCAAAUGGCUGAUGGAUCAUCACACUUCAAUAUCAACAUCAUACCUCGAGCGAAUUGGUCAAAUUGGUGACACUAUUAUGGCAGACAUGGCCAUUGAGCAAUCAAAUCUAAUCAGACCCAACUUCUCACUCACCUCUACAACAAUCAUCGAUGUUUGA